Messenger RNA from Cucurbita moschata (crookneck pumpkin), 548 nucleotides. RefSeq lists its product as uncharacterized. NCBI's taxonomy places the organism in Eukaryota, Viridiplantae, Streptophyta, Magnoliopsida, Cucurbitales, Cucurbitaceae. Bases 123 to 284 code for a protein of 53 amino acids. Gene Ontology annotation, molecular function: proton transmembrane transporter activity. The transcript is spliced from 3 exons. The record is from RefSeq and is a predicted model, not a curated record. Gene Ontology annotation, biological process: proton motive force-driven ATP synthesis.
UAGGCUCGUUUAGCUUAAUCUGCAGCCCUCCAAAUUCCUAGGGCUCCUCACUUUCUCAUAAUCGGCUUCUGGUUCUACCGAACUCUUUCGUCUUCUCUAAUUCGCCUUUGGAAAAUCCUUCGAUGACGCUUCCUCCAGGGCCCUAUUCUGGAACCAGCACCCUCGCUUUGGUUGCUCGUGCUUCGGCGUUUUCUGUUGGACUUGUCUACGGAAGCCUCAAGCUCAAGUACCUUCAGGCGAAGGCAAAAUCUCACAAGAAAGCUGAAGCAAAGGCUCAUCACUGAGGUAUGGCUGAUGAUUCUUAUCAGCAUCAAAAUUGACGCACCGGUUGAAUUUUAAAGGGAAAUAAAUCUAUUUUUACUGAACACUCUUUCGUUCCAUGUUGCAUUAGAUGGCUCUAUAUUUCAUUGAGGAGUCAUGUAGAUGUAUCUAACCUCGAUCUUAAGGACCAUAUUUGAGUUACAAUUAGUUUUGAUGGAUGGAUGGAUGAGAGGACUGUCUGAUCAUGAUUCCUUUCUUUGAUUGAAAUCAAUAAUUUGUUUGUCAUC